This is a messenger RNA of Pocillopora meandrina, 748 nucleotides long. NCBI's taxonomy places the organism in Eukaryota, Metazoa, Cnidaria, Anthozoa, Scleractinia, Pocilloporidae. The record is from the annotation of a GenBank genome assembly.
AUGCUGAUUAACUUUCUUGAACUAAAGACCCUAUACAGACCCAACUACUUGUCAGACCUGCUUUUGUUUAACAACAAGGAAAUUAAAAUCGAUGGCAAUUCAAUAUUCUACUCAAAUUGGUCAGAAAAGGCGGUCUUGUCAAUUCAGGAUCUUCUCGAUUGUAAUGGAAAGUUCUUAUCAUUUCAAACAUUCCAACAAAGAUAUAACAUAAAAUGUAAUUUUUGAAAUUAUCUUCAACUUCUGUCAGCGAUGCCAAAAUAUCAACUUGAGAAGGUGAGAAUCGUAUCUCCUGUUGACAUGCAUAAUUUCUCAGGUAGCACUUCCUACAAAGUCUCUGGCUCCAUUGUCACAGAUUUAAAGAAAAUUAAUAGCAAAGAUUACUACCAGCUGUACGUUAAUGCGACCAAAAUCGAACCCACCGGUCAAAAGAAAUGGCUAAAAGAUCUUAACCUGAAAAAUUUUAAUUGGAACCUAGCCUUCACUCAGGUAAGCAAAACAUGCAAAGAAAAUAAACUUAGUCACCCGGAAAGAGUUAUAUGCCUGUGUAAUUGAAAGAGACAGUAAAAGUCUUCAUUGUAAUGAAUCCGACUCCAUUCUGCAUUCCUUUGUUGAUUGUGAAGAGGCUAUGUCCUUCUUUGAUAAAGUUAUUUCCUGGUUUAACAAAACAAACAAUGCGAAAAAAAAAUACUACCUAAAUUCAACUAUUGCUUACUCUUCGCCAAAUACUUCUUAUAUUGUCAAAAACUAA